GGGAGGUGCGAGGUGUCCGCCGCCCUCACGGCGCAGCGAGCUGCGGGGUUGCGCGGAGCCCGGAGGACAUGGGGCUUCUCCGGUGAGGCGGCGGCUGGCUCAGGGAGUGACAGGGCGGCGGCUCCCCUCGCCCUUCCCCGGCACCGUCCUCGACGAGCCGCGGGCGGGAGGAGGCAUGGCGAGCAAGCAGGGAGCGGGGUCGGGGCGGUCACUGCCGGCCGGAGGAGGACGCCCGCCGACCGAGGGCUGCGCGCCCCCCCGCCGCGGCCACACGGCCAGCCGGAGGCGGCCUGCCCCUGCUCGCCCCGCGGCGACGGGCGGGUGCCAUAGCAGCGGGCUCCGCGGGCCGCCGGGAGCUGCGGAGGGGGAACGGCCGGCAGGCAGCCGCCGAGGGGGUAGUGGGCGGGCGGCAGCUCCGCGGCGCAAAACUUUCCCGGCUCCUCAGCGAGGUGCCCGGGCGCCGCUCGCCCCCGGCGAGACCCCCGCCCUCACGGCCGCCCCACCGGCCCGCCCGCUCCCCUCAGCGCCGCCGAGGCUCGGCAGCCUCGCGCGUGGACCCCACCGCCCGCCCGCGGCAAAGUUUCACUCAGAAACCUCCCGUCUGCGGCCCCGUCUCCAUGGAAACGACCCCCUCAUUUCCCGCCGCUCCCCACGGGACGCGGCCGAGAGCGAGCGGAGGAGGGCGGCGGGGGGGAGCUGGGGCGGCCCCCUCGCCUGCGGAGACGGCAGCCGGAGCCCUGAGGCGCGGUCGGGACCAGCCUGGCAAGCCAGGGACGGCAGAGUUGAGCUACCUGCUGCUCGGCACCUUCCAGUCAGGCAAAGUAAUCCAGCAGAUGGGCUUGGGAGAGGGGGAGACUCCAGCCUGCAUGCAGAUGACUGAAUGUGGACCAAGGGCAUGAUGUGAACCAGCGCCGUUCUUGUACUCUCUCUGGAAAGGCUGGGGCUUGUAAAUGUACGAGGAGAACAAUCCAUUCAGUUCUUGCUAGUGACCUUGCUGGUGACCUCUGUUUGCCCUCCAACACUGGACCAGGUACAGUAUCACCGUAUCUUUUUUCUCUAUUGAUAUUUUCAUGCCAUAAGAUGCUUCUCAGAUACAUUUUGUCCUUUUGGAAGUGCUGGGAUUUAAAAUAAAUCCUCAAAUGAUUUAU
Molecule: messenger RNA, 1148 nt
Organism: Grus americana (Whooping crane)
Lineage: Eukaryota; Metazoa; Chordata; Aves; Gruiformes; Gruidae
Product: skin secretory protein xP2-like
Exons: 3
Coding region: 176-880 (234 amino acids)
Source: RefSeq, a predicted model, not a curated record